Messenger RNA from Dentiscutata erythropus, 381 nucleotides. The record is from the annotation of a GenBank genome assembly. Lineage: Eukaryota; Fungi; Glomeromycota; Glomeromycetes; Diversisporales; Gigasporaceae.
AUGGUUGGUUUGAGAGUAAUAGCACAGAUUAUUCUUGUAGGCACACAAAUCGUAGGGAAAGCAUUUAUUGAAGCGUUUAAACAAGCUUCUGCAAACGCCGGAAAAAAUGGCGGUUCGGCAUUCAGAGGUGCUGAUGCUUUGUCGAGACAGACAGGAAUGACGAUGGAUGAAGCGUGUCAGAUCUUAAAUAUUAAGAAAAUUGAUUUAAAUCCCGAGCAAGUUACAAAGAGUUACGAACAUUUAUUCAAAGUAAACGAUACUUCUUCUGGAGGAUCUUUUUAUUUGCAGUCAAAAGUAGUUCGGGCUAAGGAACGUAUUGAAUUGGAAUUAGCAGAAAAGGAUCCAUCAAAAGAAUCAAAAGAAUCAAAAGAGAAAUCAUAG